Molecule: messenger RNA, 558 nt
Organism: Cooperia oncophora
Lineage: Eukaryota; Metazoa; Nematoda; Chromadorea; Rhabditida; Trichostrongylidae
Source: the annotation of a GenBank genome assembly
AUGAACAUUCAUAAUUCCCGUACCUUUUUCAGCUCCAAGCGAUUAGCCCUCCAACUGUUGAUUCUCGUAGGCAUGAAUUACGGAAAUGCCUCAGAUUCUCCUCAGGAAAAAUCUGUUUUAGCUCGUCUGUUGCAAAUGAGAAUGCUCAAGAACAAAAAUGUAACCGCUGUGUUUACCGUUUCUCUACGGGAGAUGUUGGUCCGCAAAAACGACUGUAAUAUGCGUACGGCUAUUCGAAUUCUUCUCGAAAAUGAGUUUGGUCAUGUCAUGUCGAGACAUCCUCACAACGUUUCUAUACUCAUCAGCAUGUUUGGAUUCGAUCGAACGAAAGCGGCCGAAGUUCUUGGCGAAGAGAUUUCCGAGAUGAUCAUGGCACGUGAGGAGUACUGUAAACCGGUGCGGCUGCUCCUUCGUGAAGUCAUUCGGUUCUUCCAUCGCAACGAAUUCCCAUUCUACACGCUAGCAAAUAGCUACCUUUCUACCAUAGUGGACGAAGUAGCAAAGAGCGAACAUGGAAUACAAGUACGUGAAUCUUUGAUGUUUUUCUACAAUAUCUGA